AUGUCUAGUGAUGAACAGUCCGAUAAAGAGUGCCCUUUAUGCAUGGAAGCACUCGAAAUCGAUGAUAUCAAUUUCUAUCCGUGCAAAUGUGAAUAUCAAAUAUGUAGAUUCUGUUGGCAUCGACUGCGAACUGAUGAGAAUGGAUUAUGCCCAGCAUGUAGGCAACCAUAUCCAGAGGAUCCUGUCAACUUUAAACCUCUGACUGCUUCAGAUGUUCAGAAGAUGAAAACAGAAAAGCGACAAAAACAGCAGCUGCAAAAAAUCAAGAUAUGCGAAUCUAGGAAACAUCUUUCCUCAUACAGGGUGCUACAAAAGAAUCUUGUGUAUGUAGUGGGUUUGUCGGCAAGAGUUGCAGAUCCAGAAAUUUUAAAGAAACCUGAAUAUUUUGGAAAAUAUGGCCGCAUACUGAAGGUUGCUGUGGGAUCUUCACCAUCACUGAGCGGUCCACAGUCGGCAUCGUUCACAGCUUAUGUAACUUAUGCAAGAUAUGAAGACGCACUUAGAGCUAUACAGGCUGUUAAUAAUGCACAGUUAGAUGGACGUAUUGUGAAGGCAUCACUUGGAACGACAAAAUAUUGUACAAAUUUCCUUCGCAGUCAGCCAUGUUACAAACCGGAAUGUAUGUAUUUGCAUGAUGUGGCAGAUACAGAAGUCAGUUUUACCAAAGAUGAUAUGCAUCUCGGACGGCAUGCGGAAUACGAAAAACGAUUGAUUGAAUCAACUCUCAGGGAGAAAAGUCAAUGUGGAAGGACUGCGUUUAUGACAAAUACGGGUGGAAAAACAUCAAAAAAUGAAAGCGCGGAGCGUAGUGCAGAGUUUUGCUCAGUACCGAUGCAGAAUUGUCAGGACAAAGGGAAAUUUUCACAAAGCAGAUCACCAUCAGCUGAUAAAAAUAUGAAGAUAAACCAAAUAAAUGGAGAAGUAGUUGCAAAUCAGCAUUGUUCUGUGACGAAUAAUAAACUGAUUAGUGAGAAUAAAGGUGCUGAUAAAGAGAAUGAAGUUCGAUCUCAGCUUGAGAAAACUUUGGGAAGAACAAAUGAUGCACCAUCGUCAGUGGUGCUUGAACAGCAAGCAGUGAUACCUUCAGCAAAAGUUAAUGAAGGGAUUGGUUCAAGGCAAGUUUUGUGGAGCACUGAUGGAGAAAUAACAUCUAAAAAGCUGGGUAUCAAAGAUAUGGGUUUACAUAGAUCUCGGUUGUCAGAAUGGAUUUCAUCUAGUCAGAGUGUUGUGCCACUCACUGCUACCACAUGUGCUUCGAUAGAGAAAAUGUUCUUAAGUGAGAAAGUGGAUGUGAGCAAUGCAAAAGCGGUGCAGAACACCAAUAGUACACAAUCGACAACUGAAACUGCAUCAUGUGAUUGGCAACGUGCUCUAGGAAUAUGUAGCAAAGUUGAUAAUUUGACAGCAGAGAAUGCGACCACUGAUUUUCCGACAGCAUUUUCUAGCUCACAGACUAGAAUGUUGCCGAAAAGCACACGUCUCAGUGUACAUAGUGACGAUGAUUUAGGCUUUGAUCCUAUUUCGGAGUCGGCAAAAGGUCUAGCAGAUUUGCUGGAGGAAGAGAAAACGAUUUUGCCGCAGUGCUCAACACAGAACGUUAGAGGAAUGACAUCUGUAUCAUCAUCGCUGAUGUCACUGGGUCUGCAGUGUGGUUGGCCUUCAAUGGGUAUUUCGAAUGGCGCUUCCCCGAUGUCGAUGAGAAAUGCGCUUGGAACAGAUGUUAAUUUAACAACAACGGCGACGAAUAAUUUCACAAAUGUCGAUUGUUUUUCGCAGCCAGUAAAACUUUCGUCGCAAAUCCCUCAGACAUUCAGCCAACAACUGUCAUCUGCAUUUCACACUAAUCAAUAUUCGCCACAUCCGCAUUUCCCACCUUCAAAACCCCAGAUAGCUCGAGUCAACAAUUUCGUGAAUCCAUGCGCUAAUUUAGCCUUCAAUUCAGCACAGCCACAUCGAUGUCCUUCCUUCAGCAGUAACACACAGUAUAAUUCAAACGUUUCUCUGGCUGCAACAAACCAGAUUGAUGGCACAAAGCUUCAAGAAUGGCAAGAAGGUUUUCGGGCGCUGUUACCGAAUGUAAAUGUUCGCUUUGUACCCGAUCUUAGUGCUGCAGGUUACCCACCUAGUCGAACAUCACCUAUGGAAAUGCAACGCACCACCAAUCAAUUUUCGUCCACUCUAAAUUAUGAUCAAUCGAUGCCGAUGUCGGCACAACUCUUAAACCCAAUGGCGUCACCCGCUCCGCCACCGGUACCAUCCAUAAAUUCCUAUUCUCAUCCACAACAGUGGAUGAUGCCUCCACCCGGUUUUUCAUACGUUUCCAAGCGAUGA
This is a messenger RNA of Acanthocheilonema viteae, 2331 nucleotides long. The record is from the annotation of a GenBank genome assembly. Lineage: Eukaryota; Metazoa; Nematoda; Chromadorea; Rhabditida; Onchocercidae.